AUGGAUUCUAGAGAAAUCCACCAACAGCAGCAGCAGCAGCAGCAACAACAGCAUCAUCAUCAGCAGCAGCAGCUACAACCACCGCCUGGGAUGUUAAUGGGUUCCUACAAUCGAAACCCUAACGCCGCCGCGUUAAUGGGUCCCACCUCCACAUCUCAGGCGAUGCACCACCUAUUGCCCUUCAGCUCUCUCUCGCCGCAUCAGCCUCAGCAUCAUCAGCAACACCCUCAUCACCAUCAGCCUCAUCACCAUCAUCAUCAUCCUCAGCCACAGCAACAGAUGGACCAGAAAACUCUCGAAUCUCUCGGAUUCGAGGGAUCGCCUUCCUCCGCCGCGACCCAGCAACAGUCGAUGCGAUUCGGGAUCGAGCAACAGCAACAGCAGGCGAAGAAGAAACGAGGACGACCCAGGAAGUAUGCUCCUGAUGGCAACAUUGGCCUCGCUUUGGCUCCUACAUCGCCUCUUCCUUCAGCUUCUAAUUCAUACGGCGGUGGAACAGACGGAGGAGGUGGUGGAGAUAGCGGCGGAGGAGCUAACGCGAACUCUUCCGAUCCACCUGCUAAACGCAAUAGAGGUCGUCCUCCUGGCUCCGGCAAGAAGCAGCUCGACGCUUUAGGAGGAACAGGAGGAGUUGGGUUUACACCUCAUGUCAUUGAGGUCAAAACUGGAGAGGACAUAGCUAUGAAGGUAAUGGCGUUUACGAAUCAAGGACCACGCGCGAUCUGUAUUCUCUCAGCAACAGGAGCUGUGUCUAGUGUGAUGCUUCGUCAAGCUAACAAUCCCAUCAAUCCUACUGGAGUUGUUAAGUAUGAGGUCGUUGUUGGAAGCUUUGUGCCAGACUGCAAGAAACAGAAACAAAGCGUGGUGCGUGCGCAGAACAAUAACCCUGAGCCAGCUUCAGCACCAGCCAAUAUGUUGAGCUUUGGUGGUGGUGGUGGUGGAACAGGAAGCCCUCGGUCUCAGGGACAGCAACAUUCGAGCGAGUCAUCGGAGGAAAACGAAAGUAACUCUCCGUUGCACCGAGGUAGCAACAGCAACAACAACAACAAUCACAACAGUCACGGACUAUUUGGGAACUCUACGCCACAACCACUUCACCAAAUGCCUAUGCCGAUGUACCAUCAUCAUCUCUGGCCUACUAGCCACAAUACUCAAUAA
Thlaspi arvense is the source of this 1158-nucleotide messenger RNA. The record is from the annotation of a GenBank genome assembly. Lineage: Eukaryota; Viridiplantae; Streptophyta; Magnoliopsida; Brassicales; Brassicaceae.